Messenger RNA from Closterium sp. Naga37s-1, 1152 nucleotides. The record is from the annotation of a GenBank genome assembly. Lineage: Eukaryota; Viridiplantae; Streptophyta; Zygnematophyceae; Desmidiales; Closteriaceae.
AUGGGCUUCAUUCCUCACCCUCCCUCCCCCUUCUCCCCCUGGCUCUCGCGCGCACUGCUCUUCCUCCCCGGCCUCGCCACAGGCUUCAUUCUCGGCCGCCUGCUGGGGGGAAGCGGGGGAAGCGGGGGGUGCGGAAAGGGCGCAGGGGGGAAGAAGGGGGAGCUGACUGCAGGGGGCGGGGGGAGCAGUAGCGGGCGGAAGGGGGGCGGGGGCAGCGCGGGGGGGAGAUCAGCGCCAGUGUUUGGGGGGAAGGCGGAGACAGAUGGGGCGGGGGGGCUGGUGGUGGGGCGGGGGAGUGAGCUGAAAAUGGUGCUGGUGGUACGGCAAGAUCUGAAGAUGGGCGCGGGGAAAAUUGCCGCCCAGUGUGCUCAUGCGGCAGUGGGUAUUCUCACCGACCUCCAAUCAAGCAACAAGGCGUUGCUGCGACACUACGAGGCGUGUGGGCAGCCCAAGAUUGUGGUCUCCUGCAGCAACCUUAAGGAGAUGAACGAGCUGAGAGGGAAGGCACAGCAACACCGGUUGCCAGUCUUCACUGUCUGCGAUGCCGGCAGGACUCAGCUGGCAGCACUGUCAUGUCUCAACUCCAAGACAGUGCUUGCCAUGGGACCAGGUCUGUCUGUGCCCUCUCUUUCUGAGACGUCUCAAAAGCCAUCGCCCAUGCUCCCCCUCACGCUCCCCCUCCCAUGCUCCCCCUCUCAUGCUCCCCCUCUCACGCUCCCCCUCCCAUGCUCCCCCUCUCAUGCUCCCCCUCUCACGCUCCCCCUCCCAUGCUCCCCCUCUCAUGCUCCCCCUCUCACGCUCCCCCUCCCAUGCUCCCCCUCUCAUGCUCCCCCUCUCACGCUCCCCCUCCCAUGCUCCCCCUCUCAUGCUCCCCCUCUCACGCUCCCCCUCCCAUGCUCCCCCUCUCAUGCUCCCCCUCUCACGCUCCCCCUCCCAUGCUCCCCCUCUCAUGCUCCCCCUCUCACGCUCCCCCUCCCAUGCUCCCCCUCUCAUGCUCCCCCUCUCACGCUCCCCCUCCCAUGCUCCCCCUCUCAUGCUCCCCCUCUCACGCUCCCCCUCCCAUGCUCCCCCUCUCAUGCUCCCCCUCUCACACUCCCCCUCCCAUGCUCCACCACCUGCCACUCCCUGCCCAAUUCCCCCCAUGGCAGGUAG